GAUCAACUAUACCAUCAUGGAUUCAAACAACAUACACAGACCUGUGCUCCUAGUAUUUCCUCCAGAGAUCACCAGUCCAGGAUACAGAACAGCAGGACUUAUAGCCACAGCCUCUAACUCCCAAAACAAAUUGCAGAAAGUCCUUAUUAGAAAAUUGAAGAUCCUAGGGACCACCCAGAUCCUGUUUGGAAUCAUGAACUUUUCGUUUGGAGUUGUUUUCCUUUUCACCUUGGUAAACCCAUACCCAAGGUUUCCUUUUUAUAUUUAUUCCGGAUAUCCAUUCUGGGGCUCUGCUUUGUUCGUUAAUUCUGGAGCCUUUCUGAUUGCACUGAAAAGAAAAACUACAGACACUCUCAUAAAAAUGAGCCAGGUGAUGAAUUUACUUAGUGCCCUGGGAGCAGCGGCUGGAAUCAUUCUCCUC
Phodopus roborovskii (desert hamster) is the source of this 421-nucleotide messenger RNA. Its product is annotated as membrane-spanning 4-domains subfamily A member 5-like. Lineage: Eukaryota; Metazoa; Chordata; Mammalia; Rodentia; Cricetidae. Gene Ontology annotation, biological process: cell surface receptor signaling pathway. Gene Ontology annotation, cellular component: plasma membrane. The record is from RefSeq and is a predicted model, not a curated record.